This is a messenger RNA of Molossus molossus (Pallas's mastiff bat), 5004 nucleotides long. It is a transcript of the gene MROH2A, whose product is annotated as maestro heat like repeat family member 2A. The transcript has 41 exons. The coding region runs from base 1 to 5004 and encodes 1667 amino acids. Gene Ontology annotation, cellular component: cytoplasm. The record is from RefSeq and is a predicted model, not a curated record. NCBI's taxonomy places the organism in Eukaryota, Metazoa, Chordata, Mammalia, Chiroptera, Molossidae.
AUGGCAGAAUCAGCAAUAGACUCCAAUGAGGAUCUGUCAGAGGAAACAGAGGACCUGGAGCCUCUGGAGCCAGAGGAUGGUGGGACUUUCCAACAAGUCACAAACCUCCUCAACAUCAUGGACAGCGAAUCCACAAAGACGGACACUGCCGGGGCCGUUCCUAACAUGCGCAAGACACUGGCCUCGGUGAUAAUCACGGAGAAGGCCACCACCGAGCCCUGUGUGGUGAUGAACGCCCUCAUCCGCUGCCUGCAAGUGCCAGAGAUUUCCACCCAGCGGACAGUCAACAUCUACAACAUCCUGCAGGAGAUCAUUCAGCAGGAGGGCGAGCUGGAGGAGCAGUGUGUCCACAGGCUGGUGGCCAUCGCCUCCAAGGAGAUGAGGGAGAUCCUGGAGGUGGAGGGUUACACGAAGGCAGAGGCGGCCAGUGACACUCUGGUGGCCCUGUCCCGAAACCACUUCAGCGUGGUCAUGUAUGAGAUGCAGCACCACCUCAGGCCCCUCGACCUCACAGACGAGUAUGUCAUUGUCACCCUGGCGAAGCUGGCCAACGGCAACGUGUUUGAAUUUAUGCCCUACAUGGGCAUCACCCUGGCUACCAUAUUCACGAUGCUGAGACUUGUCAAUGAAGCCAAGAUGCGCCAGGUGAUCUGUGGUGCCAUGGAGACCUUCUGUGAGACAGUGCAGUUCUACCUGAGGCACCUGGAGGACAGUGUGUACCCCGUGAUGACUGAGGAGCAGUUUGCGAUCAAGCUGUUCCCAAUGUAUCGCUAUUUCGUGUCCGUGUGGCUGAGGAGCUACAACCCAGAGGUGAAGCUGGGGGUCAUCAAGUCCCUGAAACCCAUGCUGAACUUGCUCCUGCCCAACAAUGACUUGCGGGAGGAGGUGUACGACUACGUGCCCCUGCUGCUGGCGGAGUACCAGGGGGGGCUGGAGGCCCUCUUCAUCACACAGAUCUUGAGGCAGAUCCUGGAAGCGUCGGUCAUCACCAGCACCCCCAUCCCCCAAAUGCAGCUACACACCAUUUUCACAGAACUGCACAUCCAGGUGUGCGCCAAGGCCCCCGCCCAGCAGCAGUGCAGUGGCCAGAACGUGAGGGAGAUCGAACACUGCUUCAUAGCCCUGGCCCGCUCCUACCCGAAGGAGCUGAUGAAGUUCUUCCUCAGACAAAUGGAGCUGAGCAAAGAGGCCAUCCGUGUGGGGACCCUGACCCUGAUCAGGGCAGUGGUGGGCGCCGAUGAGCCCAGAAUGAACCUCAAGACCAUCUGCCUGGCCAUCCGGGUGGUCAAGAACUCCAUCUCCGACACCCGCUCCAAGGUGAGGAUGGCUGUUCUCCGCAUCAUUGGCCAGUUGGCUCUGUCUGGCUUCCAGGACAGGAUCAAAGGCUGGGGUCUGAAGUAUGUGUCCAUGCAGCUGACCCUGUCCACCUACAAACUGACGAAUCGCCGGGAGAGCUUUCAUCAGAGGGACCUGGAGGAAAAGAUGGUCCACAAAGUCACCAUGGACACCGUGAAGAUCAUAACGUCUUCUGUCAGUGGAAUGACCAACGAGUUUUGGGUGAGGCUCCUGUGCUACGUCAUGGAGACGGAUAACAUGGAGGUGUUGACCCCCAUCUGCGUCAGCCUCACAAACCUGGCGGAACGCCAGUUCCACACCACGGAUGUGGAUGCCAACUCGGCCAGCAAGAGCAGGCACGUGGACCUGCCCACGCCACAGAAGCUGCUGGCCCGUCUCCUGGUGCUGAUGUCAUCCCCCUACGAAGGGGAGGGCAGGGGGAUAGCCAUGCUCAACCUCCUGAGGACCCUGAGCCACAGCAUUGAGCCCUCCAUGGCCAACAUGUGGGAGCUGGAGAUUCCACUGUUGGUCAAGUACCUGGAAGAACAUACUAAGUUUACUUGGAGUCAGAAGACCUGGGAGGACAAGCUGAUUCAGUUUCUGCGACACUCGCUCAAGAAGACUCAGGGUUCCAACUGGAGCCUGCGCCUGGGCAAGGAGCUGAACAACCAGAUCGAGAGCUUUGACAGCCCCUCCCCAGAGAAGAGCUUUCUGUACCGGGCCUUGGGCUUCACCUUGGCCACAGGCCUGGAGGCCGAAAAGGUGGAGGUGUUGCUAUUGGAGCUGCUGUACAAGACGGACUACAACAAGGACUUCGACCGAGAGGGCGUGAUCCUGUGCUUUGGCCUGUGUGCCCAGGGCCAGGUGAAGACGGUGCUGAGCGUGCUCCAGGACUUCGAGGAGAGGAUUCAGGAGUCGGAGCAGUCCUGGCAGAUCGGCGCUUGGCGGAGGGACCACCCCUGGAGGCGGGAGGCGGUGAAGAGCGCCCUCAUGGUGAUGUACAGCUGUGCGGCCCUGCACUGCCACUGGCAGGCGCUCCUCACCCACGUGGACACCCCCAUCACCUCGAAGAUCAUUCACCACUACACCAGCAGCUCCCAGGACAUCUGCCUCAAAAUGGCCUUCAUGAAGAGUGUGGUGCAGGUCACCCAGGCCAUCGAAAACCUCAAGGACCCGGAGGGCUUUCAAUUUGCCCAAAAGACGACUCUUACUGCCAUUCUAGUGGCGAUCAUCAAGGCGGAACCGAGCGACAACCUGGUGUCUCCCGUGCGCAGCAUGGUGAUGGAUGCCCUCUCGCAUCUGAGCAAAGUGAGGCCUUUCUACUCUGCAGAGGAAAACAGUGAGCUGAUGGAUAUCGGUAUACAUUCUGUCAUUUCUCUCCAGCCCCCAGCAGAGGACAAUGAGUCCAUUAAGGCCCUGUACGCGAACGCCCUGCGUGCCCUGGAGCAGCUGGUGGAGGCCCUCAUGCAGAGGCAGCUGGACCCCAAGGGGCUGCAAGAGAUGGUGCAUUUCCUGGAAAAGUGGAUCUUGUCGGAGAAAGACUGGGAGCGGGAGAAGGCCGUGAACCUGCUCCUCCGGCUCCUGCAGAGCUACGUGCAGAGCGUCGGCGUCUGCAUCCCCCUGAAGCUGGGGCAGUUUGGCACGCUCGUUGGACUCAUCGCCCCGUGCAUGUGUGACUCCCACAAAAGAACUCGUGUGGCCUCAACAGAGGUCCUGUCCAGCCUGCUGGACUUGCACGCAAGCCAGACCUGCUCCUCAUGGGACACGUCCAACGAGCUGGAGCUCGCGAGAUGUAAGGAGGACCUCCAGGCCCUGGAGGUGGAGAAGAUUUUCAGUGCAUCUACCAGACUAGCCAAGGUGGCUUGCAUGCAGCUGAAUUGUGAUGAGGUGGUCUCGCUGAUCCAGAAACUCUGCGAGAACAUCGGGGCCAUGGACCUCCAGCACGACAAGGCCUCCGUCACCUGGAUAGACACCUUCCUUCAGAUGCGGGUCAAGGAGCUGGAGGACAAGGUGGCUGAGAUCCUGGGUGCCAUCCUGGUCCACCUGCCCGCAGUGGACCACCUGGAGGUGCGGCGCCACCUCAUUGAGGGCAUCCUCCUGCUGGCUCACUACCACCAGGAGAUGGUCCUCACGUCACUCCUGAGGCAGCCCCUGCCCAUGCAGAGCCACCUGAUGGAGGUGUGGCUGGCCGUGGCAGAGAAUGUGCCCUUUGCCCGGUGGGUGCUCCACGGGCUGAUGGGCCGGCUGCAGUCCCGGUUCACCCCCAGGGCCAAAGCCACCUCCAAGGCCGACAUCUGGCGUCAGGCUGCAGUGGACCCUCUGAUGACCCUCUGCGCCAUCCACCUGCUCAUCGAGAAGAUAGACAAGGGUGACCAGCUCCGGGACCUCUUUCCCGACCUGAUCUACACCCUCCUGAUGCAGCUGGGCAGCAGCCAGGGCCCGGAGGCUGUGUCGCCCAUCCUCAAGACAUGGAGACUCAUCCACACGGCGACCCUGCCCAAGGAGGUCAACCAGCAGAGGAUCACAAUCAAAUCCAUGCAGCUGUUGUUUGAGCGGCUGGACAGCGAGCGACUGGCCCGCAGCCUGGAGCAGCAGGGCGUGUGGACCCUCCUGGAGAGCAGCUCCACCUUCCUGCAAGGGGUGGGCCUGCUGGCCAGGCUGUGCGCUCGGAACGUGGAGGGCCAGGGCCAGAGGCUGUCGGAGCUGGUGCUCAGGGGCAUGGCCUCGGAGGUGCUCAGCUGCCGCGUCAGCAGCACGGCGUUCUGCGUGGAAUUCAUGAGCGGCCCGGUUCUGUACCAGGAGAAGCUGCUGAAGCCCGCCGUGCUGCAGCUGGAGAAGGGCGUGGACCAGAGCGACGAGGUCCUGCGGGUGCUGUCCCUGCGCGCCCUCGGCAACAUGGCCCUGGGCGCCCCCAAAAAGGUGAGGCAGUACCGAAAGCUCCUCCUGGACAAUUGCCUGCGCUCCCUGAGGGACCCCGGCAGUACCAGCGUGCCCUCGGAGGGCAUGGAGGCCCUGACCAAGAUCCUGGCUGAGCUCCGCGAAGGGGACACAGGGUACUUCUUCAAUGCCAUCUCUGAGCAGUGCAGGUCCUUCUUUGACAACGAGAGCGAGCUGCUGCGCUUGCAAGCCUUCCUGCUGUUCCGCAAGCUGGCCAAGAUGGCCCGGGCCUCCAAGAGGCGGUUCUUCAAGGGGGAGGUGAAGAGAGCCUGGGUCCCGCUCAUGCUGCACUGCCUGGACCCCUGCCCCGACGCGGCCCGAGCCUGUGUGGAGACCAUGUACCAGUGUGUGCACUUCUGGGGCUGCAAGGGCCUGGAUGACUCCGCAGGGCAAAGUGACACCAGGGGCACUGAGGAGAUGACCGCUUUCCAGACGACCCUGUGCUCUGUCCUGACUCAGAAAAAGCCUGCUGUUCUCUACAGUUUCCUGCUAGAAACAAUGACCUACGUGAAAAGUAACUUGUCAAGGAUCAGAAUCGCUUCCUGCAACUUGGCAGGGGUCAUCAUGAAGCAGAUGUCUGAACAUUACCUGAGAAAGCUGGACUUCGCGGCAUUACGGAACUCCCUCCAGGAGCUACAGCUGGACUCGGAUCCGGGGGUCCAGAGGGCAGCCCUGGAGACUCUCAAAAUCCUGGACAGCUGUGGCCGGCACUGGCCUCCGGCCUCACCCUGA